Diaporthe amygdali is the source of this 2640-nucleotide messenger RNA. RefSeq lists its product as uncharacterized. NCBI's taxonomy places the organism in Eukaryota, Fungi, Ascomycota, Sordariomycetes, Diaporthales, Diaporthaceae. The transcript has a single exon. The record is from RefSeq and is a predicted model, not a curated record. Bases 1 to 2640 code for a protein of 879 amino acids.
AUGUUGCCUGAAUCCCUCCGGAGCAGUUAUGCUCAGUACAAGGACGACACAGACCGUUUCGCAACAUGGCUCCUCGCCGCCGCCGAGAAAUGCGGGUAUGAAUCCAAUCUAAGACUCGCCGGCGACGACCCCGCCAAUAGCAUGAACAGCGCAAGCAAGACAAGGAGCAAGGCAAAAACCAAAUCUGCACACAUGCCGCCACUGAGAUACAAAGCCACCGUCUCUGAGCUCCGCAACCUUGGUCGGGUGGUGGCCAAGUCCUCCUUAAAAAUCCCAAGCCACAUCCUCGCCGUAGCCCGUCGAGCUGUCACACUGAGGAAGCAAGCCACCCUCUGGUUCCUCGGAGAAGGCGAUUCUGCAUCAAACAAACGACACGCUCAUUUCGUCCAGGUCCUGGAGGAGAUCUGCGAGUCUCUAGAAUGGCAAAGAAACGAGCAUCCUCUAGAACAGGACUGGAACACGUCUUCUGCAGCAACGACCCUCUCUGACGGAAACAUGGAUGCAAAGGCCAUCGACGAGGCUUGGAUAAACCACUUUUCCAUCCUUACCGUCGAGAACCCUGAAGAGGUUCAGGAGCCAAGUACUUCUCCCAAGCAGCUCGUCAAAGUCGAGGUAGUUGAAGAGGACGAUGUGGACGCUGAAAACUCAGAGCAGAAUUACGUGUCUCACGCCUUUUUCCAAGUCUUCUGUCUGUUCCGGGAUCUUCAGAACAUGCGAAGCUUCAUCUCGCAAACCUGGGAAGAGUAUCGCGAUAACAAACUCGACCUCAUGACCGCCUCUGUGGUCACAGACACUGCUUUACAGCUUGCCAGGGCCGCGAUCGAGGAUCUCAUACACGACCCGUUGGUGUUCCCUGAGCUCCAUCGUGAUGAGCUUGCAUUGCAGAAAAUGUUGUACGAUACCGCCUGUAUAUUCCGCGGCCACUAUGAGCAUACGUCUAUUGAACCCGGGUUGACAUUCGAUGUCAAUAUGGCUGAUGUAGCCGAUUGGUAUUUUGUCCCAACACGCACUUUGCUGCAGUCUUUUGUACCCAUAAUGCAUCAAUCCGACAUACCUGAUCUUAUAAAAGGCUAUUUUGGUGUGAUCGACCAAAAGGCCGACAGGUGCCGCAUGUCCGUCGGUGAGAGGUUCCAGGAGGACAAGAUACUUCUGCUUGAGCUCCUGCCAGAGUUUUGCCUGAUGCAGACAUGCGGCUCCCAGUGGCCGGUCCGUGACGAGCUCACCCACGGCUUUCUUGAGUUUGCUAAAACCAAGAAAACCACUUUAUGGCUGUGUUUCGCAGCCCAGAUCUCUCUCGACAUCCAACACACGCUGAGGUCGAGUCCCGCCAGAGCUUGGAACGAUCUCCGUAUGGCGGGACUGCGCGUUUCAAAGACUAUUGCUGACUUUAAGGCACUCUCUGCCACACAUCCCAAGCCUGCAUUCUGGCCUAAACAAGGAGACCAAGAGAUCGACAACAUUCAGGAUUGCAUCGAAAAAAACAUCAAGCGCGAUCCUCAACAUGCAUUAUGGCAACUUGCGGACUCACGCCAGACACAUGAUGAGCAGUUAUUCUUUAAGAAGAGCCCUAUCCUUUGUGGUUUGAUGACGUUCCACAUCACCCUCCGCAUGCAGCUCAUUGGCCAAGGCUUAGUGAACCAGUGGUAUGACGUCCAGCAGAUGGCAUUUCUGUACAACCUGGUGCAGAAUGUCCCUGAAGCAAAGCUUAGCUGGCCAGAUAUCGAAGUAUUUAUAGGCAUCCAUGGCGAGAAUCGUAUCUUUGUCGGCAAGAGGCCCAAGAAUGCGGCAGAGUCGCUUAACAGGCUUGAGGUAGCAACGGGCAUAUCCUCCAUUUCCAGAUUCGCUCGCGACGCCCGUAAUACAAAGCAAUGGCAUCGCCCGGAUGGGAAGAGCAAUCGACUUCUUCAACCCACGACCAAAGUCGCCAACAUGUUCCGGGACAACUACACCAAGCCCGAACAGAGACGCAACAUUGCCAACGCCGACAUCGACAAGUUGCUGGACGAGCUUAUCAACGAUUCUCCCAUUGCUGAGAAGGGAGCUCAACGGUACAAGAAAGCCCCGAGCCCUACCAACCCAGAGGACUUUUUGUUGGAGAAGUGGUCUAACAAGCACAACCUCGGCGCCCUUCAAUUCCUUGCGCUGGUCCGGACAAAGUUGCACGAGGAGGAGCCGGUGCUCAUGUUCAACUACUUUGGCAUGCAUCGGCGAUCAAUCGAGAUCCUGCGGCGAAUUCGUGACAAAGAGCACCACAAGUUCGUCCAGUACUUUACAGCUGGCUACAUGCCUGACGAGUCCAUGAUCUCCAACCUUGUUAUUCUCAUCCAUGACGUCGCCUGUGGCUCCGCCGCUGCAUCGCAGGAAUUAGGCCUUGCUUCGAAAUUUCAGAGUAGCACCAUCGUCAGUCGAAUUAUCAUGAGCUGCGGGGACGUUAUGCGCGAGUAUCUCAGAACCAAAGGGGACUUGGCCUGCAAGGAGCUACGGACGUUUUGCAAGAAUAAGACGCCGCUAUAUUCCGAAGCUGUGGGCAAAGACGAGGAACAGGAGAAGAAGUUCAUGUCCUGGCUCAGCUUGGAAGAGGUGCUUGACCCGAAGGCAAUGGCCUCACUGAUGACAGGCAUACCUGUGUCAUGGCAGUGA